Molecule: messenger RNA, 3325 nt
Organism: Heteronotia binoei (common prickly gecko)
Lineage: Eukaryota; Metazoa; Chordata; Lepidosauria; Squamata; Gekkonidae
Gene: RUNDC3B
Product: RUN domain containing 3B
Exons: 11
Coding region: 318-1670 (450 amino acids)
Source: RefSeq, a predicted model, not a curated record
CUGCAGUCCCGGCAAUUGCUGCUGAGGCGAUUUUGAGGUGCAGCCGCUGUGUCUCGGAGCUGCCGAGGAAAGCUCGGGCUGGGGCGGGGAGAGAGAGAGAGGGAGGGAGGGACGUUCACACACGAAGCCGCCCCCGCAGAAACGAGCGCGGCCCACCCACCCACCCCGGUGGGGAGCAGGUGCCCGGCGGCAUUUCCGCUGUUCGAAGCGCGGGGUUGGUGGGGAGAAUUACGGUACCCGAGAAAGGCAGAGGCAUUUCUCUUCCGCGGCUGCCGAGGGGCUGGAACAAAGGCACCUGCCCUGCGCUCCGUGGGCAGAUGGCGUCGUUCGGCCUCGGGGGGCUGAACGCCUCUUCGCGGAGGAAAAGCGUCCAGUUCCGCAACGCGGCCGUCGAGAGGCGGAAUCUCAUCACGGUCUGCAGGUUUUCUGUUAAGACACUGAUUGAUCGUUCAUGUUUUGAAACUAUUGAUGAUUCAUCUCCAGAAUUUAAUAAUUUUGCAGCUAUUUUGGAACAAAUUCUGAGUCAUCGCCUCAAAGGUCAGAUCUCCUGGUUUGGCUAUGAAAGUCCUCGUAGUUUUUGGGAUUAUAUUAAGGUUGCUUGCCGUAAAGUUUCACACAACUGCAUCUGCAGCAUUGAGAAUAUGGAAAAUGUCAAUUCUUCAAGAGCUAAGGGAAGAGCUUGGCUUAGAGUAGCAUUAAUGGAAAAACACUUGUCUGAAUAUAUUUCCACAGCUUUGAGAGACUUCAAAACAAUCAGAAGAUUCUAUGAAGAUGGAGCAAUUGUAAUGGGAGAAGAAGCAAACAUGCUUGCUGGUAUGCUGCUGGGCCUCAAUGCUAUUGAUUUCAGCUUCUGUCUUAAGGGAGAAGGCCUGGAUGGUAAUUAUCCAGCUGUGAUAGACUAUACACCUUACCUGAAGUUCACCCAAAGUUCGGACAGCAUCAGUAGUGAUGAAGAAGAGCUGAGAACACUAGGUAGUACCGGCAGUGAAAGCAGCACUCCAGAAAAUAUUGGUCCUCCAUUUUUUAUGGAUGAAAACAGCUGGUACAAUAAAUGCAAAAGAGUUGAGCAGAAAUAUCAUCUUACGUUGGAGCAAAAGGGUUAUCUGGAAGAGCUAGUACGCCUUAGAGAGGCUAAACUGGCAGAAUCCAUCACACAAAACAAGCUAUUACAUCAGAAAAUAGAAGCUAUGGACGUGGCCCAUAAAAUGGAAAAAGAACAGCUUGAAUACAUCAUAGUGGAACUGCAGGAUCAGCUAACUGUGCUAAAGAAUAAUGAUUUAAGAUCAAGACAAGAAUUAACUACCCAUCUCACCAAUCAGUGGCCUUCCCCAGGAGCUCUGGAUGUUAAUGCUGUUGCCUUGGAUACGCUACUUUAUCGAAAACAAAAUAAGCAAUGGGAUGAGAAGAGUUUUCACAGUCUGGACCAGCUGUCUGCAGAUGUUAGUCUUUCUCAGACAUCUCUGGAUCCUAGUCAUUCCCAAGAUGGAGAUGGAAAACAGGAUGGAUUAAAUUUACUUAGUGAAGGGAAAGAAGAUACUCCUUCAUUGCUUGGUCUCUGUGGCUCUCUAACUUCAGUAGCAAGUUACAAAUCCCUCACAAGUUUGAAAUCAAGUGAAUAUCUUGCAAGUCCUACAACAGAGAUGACAAGUCCUGGACUAACACCUUCUUGAUUGAAUCUACUCAUAGAAAACCUUUGUGUUUGUAAUAAUUUGGCAUUCCAUAACUAUAAAGACUUUUAAAAGGUUGGGCCAAUUAAAAAAAAUUACCUAUCCUUUUAAUCAACAUCUGAAACCCAGUGACUUAUAAUUGUCCUGAAACAGGAUAUUUCAAGAUACUUUAACUACUUACAAUAUUAUUUUCAAAUCAACCAUUUGUACAGUUAAACUUAUAAAUGACUCUUAAGAAAAAAAGCUGACAAUGUUUUUUCUUCAUGAUUUGCUAAACUUCAGAGCAGAAUACUGUACUGCUAGGAUAACACAAAUCUUGUCAGGUAAGUGAAGAUGUCCUUCCAAUUUAUUAUAAACAGCAAAAUAUUUAAAUUGUAUAUUAAGAUGACUCCAUUUUUUAAAAAAAAAUCUGAUUACUUAGAAUGCUAAUAACCAUUAGAUCUUGAAUUUGUAUAUUACAACACUGUUUUACUUGGGUCAGAACUAGCUGGCUGUCUUUGUCAGCUAUCCAUAUAGCUGGUAUAUUCAUAACUGAAUCACUUGCAAAAAGGUAAGAAUGUGGAGAUAGCAUUUACGUUUAUACUUCUUUCUGAAAGUUCCUUCUAUAAAGUUAUGCUGCCCCCGUCAAGAAUUUUACCCUCCUGAAAGCAAAUGUCAGCAGACAUUCCAUGUAAAUGUUCUUGUUAAAUAGUUAAGAGAAUGAUUUUUGCAGCUGGUUCCAUACUAAACAUGUACCACCAAUCCAGUACACAUUACAUGAUUUAAAUAUAGUAAGCAAUGCAAGCCAUAGGUUUCUUGACCAAAGCUUUGCAGAUUAUUUUUUUUCGAAAGCAAACCUUUAUACUGACUAAUGUGUUCGUUACUUGUGGUUAUAAACAGAGGCAAUUUUGUAAAAAUAGACAGAGCCUCUAAAUUUGAUGAUUAUGGCAAGCUGCUUUAUUGUGCCAAAGAUCAUCUAUACAUUGUAGUAUGCAGCAAUGUAAUUUGAAAUCUGUAAUUACAGCUUAUUUUUGGACUGUCAGUUGGAUUACUUUGUUUUGGCAAUAUAAUGAGAUGUGCCUCUUGUUAAUAUUUGCUGUAACCAUGUCAUUUGAUUGGAAAUCUGUCCUCAUUCAUAUGAAGUUAGCGUGAAAGUUCUCACUACAGUGGGUUACUAGAUUGCUUAAGUGCUGAGCUAAAUUUUGAAACAAAAUGGCACUAUAGUCUUGCACUUGAAUGGCGUGCCAGAAACUAUGUAUUGGCUACCUACUGAAGUAACUUAAAUGCAUGACAAUGCUCUUGUAAAACAGAUAAUCUUAAGAUCAUGGAGGAAUUGGAAACCUAUACAACUAAGUUUCCAGAAAUAUGUAGAGUUGUUUGUGGAUUUGUAUGUUAAUAUUUAAAUGCUUCCUUCGGCCAUUAUAUUAUCAAGAACCAUGACAUUGUCACAUUGAUUGAAAUGACUUGUUAAAGCAGCCAGAAUGAAAAUCUUUAGAUAGCAACAAAACUCUUUAAUGCGCAUGUGAAGCCAGUUAAGUCAGUAUUUUUGCAUGAGAAGUUCACUGUCAUGGUUCUGAAAUCUUGCCAACUUUCAGAAUUAAACAGCAAACAAAUUGUUUAUUUGUUGCCUUGAUGUAUCAAUAUGUUGCAUGUGCAUUAAACAUUUUGCAAUAUUGCAA